Molecule: messenger RNA, 10470 nt
Organism: Oncorhynchus masou masou (cherry salmon)
Lineage: Eukaryota; Metazoa; Chordata; Actinopteri; Salmoniformes; Salmonidae
Product: calcium-activated potassium channel subunit alpha-1a-like
Exons: 32
Coding region: 805-4902 (1365 amino acids)
Biological process (GO): potassium ion transmembrane transport
Cellular component (GO): postsynaptic membrane
Molecular function (GO): large conductance calcium-activated potassium channel activity
Source: RefSeq, a predicted model, not a curated record
UGGUAUAAACAUCAGCGCUUGGCGGUAUUACUGCUUUCUGACCAUCUUUGAGCUACGCACCGCCCCUCCGACCUGUAAAUCUCUCUAGCAUUCAGUGGAGCGAGCGGCUCUGACAGGCACUAUCAACUGGCGGAUCUGCGCGACACUGGGCUGGAUCAAGGGGAAGGAAUGGGGACAGUCAGUUGCGAAGGCGACAUCACCCGAGCGCUUAUAUGUCAGAAAGCGAACACUCCGCUAGAUGAUGUCGUUUGUGUUUUCGCAUCGUGGCAACAGUUUGGGGACUUGAAAUAGCUUCUGCCAUUCAAAAACCAUCGAGGCUAUCGAUUAAAUUGGUGUUUAGAAAAGUGAAAUCAAUUUUCCACUGUUAAUCGACCCGAAUCCCUGGAUGGAAGACGACUUGAGAGGUCGGACAGAAACUGUUUGAAGAAAACAGCCCCUUUUCAAUGUCGCUGCGCCUAUCAUAAUCUGAAACACCAUUGGCAGCCUCGACGGCUGCUAGAUGAGACAGACCAUCUUUGCCAUGGCAUUGGUCCUGAAAAACUGGGAAAAGCUCUCAAAAUGAAAAGCGCUCAACGUUUGUCAUUACUGCGGAUUUAAAUGCCUCUCGCGAAUGGACACCGACCGGCUAUUUCGGUCCAGUUAGUGCGUGCGGCGUUUUCGACUGUCGUGGAAAUCUGAAAUAGAUUGAAAUAAACAUACAAUUAAUUAAGUGCGGGUGAGAAUAUACAACGUAUAGUUUUUUUAAAGCAAUAUGGCUGGUGAGUGGGGCUGGGGACGCUGGCAUAGGCUCUACAAGGCUCCUAGAUGCUAGCUGAGGCGGACGCCACCGUUACCCAUGGAAGCGGCAACUCUAUGAUGAGUAGAAAUAACUAUUUUAACAAAAAUCCGGACUCCUCGAUCUCUAUGUCCAAGAUGGACGUGAUCAUCCCCUUCUCGCCAGACGUGCCCUGCGACAACAAUGGCCAGCGCAUGUGGUGGGCAUUCCUCGCCUCCUCCAUGGUCACGUUUUUCGGAGGUCUCUUCAUCAUUCUCCUGUGGAGGACCCUCAAAUACCUGUGGACCGUCUGCUGCCACUGUAACAUCAAAAAGAAGGAGGCCCAGAAGGUAAAUAACCCUGCUAACAGUCAGGCAGCAGACAGUACAGCUAAGGGUCCUGAUGAGAAGGACGAAGUGGUCCCUGCCAGCGAGGUGGGCUGGAUGACCUCCGUUAAGGACUGGGCCGGGGUCAUGAUAUCAGCACAGACACUCACCGGCAGAGUCCUGGUUGUGCUAGUUUUCGCUCUCAGCAUUGGAGCACUUGGAAUAUACUUUAUAGAUUCUUCUGAUCCCAUAGAAUCCUGUCAGAAUUUCUACAAAGAUUUCACGUUACAGAUCGACAUGUUCUUCAAUGUCUUCUUCCUCCUCUACUUUGGCUUGCGGUUCAUAGCAGCCAAUGAUAAGCUGUGGUUCUGGCUGGAGGUCAACUCAGUUGUGGACUUCUUCACUGUUCCUCCUGUCUUCGUAUCUGUCUACUUGAACAGGAGCUGGCUGGGUUUAAGAUUCCUGAGAGCCUUGAGAUUGAUACAGUUCUCUGAAAUUUUACAGUUUUUGAAUAUCUUAAAAACAAGCAAUUCCAUCAAGCUGGUGAACCUGUGUUCCAUCUUCAUAAGCACAUGGCUAACAGCUGCCGGAUUCAUACAUUUGGUGGAAAACUCAGGGGAUCCUUGGGAAAACUUUCAAAAUUCCCAGUCACUUUCCUACUGGGAAUGUGUCUACUUGCUCAUGGUCACUAUGUCAACAGUGGGCUACGGGGACGUCUAUGCAAAAACCACCCUGGGUCGCCUGUUCAUGGUCUUCUUCAUCCUCGGGGGUUUGGCCAUGUUUGCCAGCUACGUCCCUGAAAUCAUAGAGUUAAUAGGAAACCGCAAGAAAUAUGGUGGUUCCUAUAGUGCGGUUAAUGGGAGAAAGCACAUUGUGGUUUGUGGUCAUAUUACACUCGAAAGUGUCUCCAACUUCCUCAAAGACUUCCUACACAAGGACAGGGAUGAUGUCAAUGUAGAAAUUGUUUUUCUCCAUAAUAUUUCCCCUAAUCUUGAGCUGGAAGCCUUGUUCAAACGGCACUUUACCCAGGUAGAGUUCUACCAGGGUUCUGUUCUCAACCCUCACGAUCUGGCCAGAGUGAAGAUUGAGUCAGCAGACGCCUGUCUGAUUCUGGCUAAUAAGUACUGCCCAGAUCCCGAUGCUGAAGACGCCUCCAACAUCAUGAGGGUCAUCUCUAUCAAGAACUAUUCCCCCAAGAUACGAAUUAUCACUCAGAUGUUACAAUACCAUAACAAGGCUCACCUGCUCAACAUUCCUAGCUGGAACUGGAAGGAGGGGGAUGAUGCUAUCUGUCUAGCAGAGCUGAAGGCUGGCUUCAUAGCUCAGAGCUGUCUGGCCCAGGGUCUCUCCACCAUGCUGGCCAACCUCUUCUCCAUGAGGUCCUUCAUCGAGAUUGAAGAGGACACAUGGCAGAAGUACUAUUUAGAAGGGGUAGCUAAUGAGAUGUACACAGAGUAUCUGUCCAGUGCCUUUGUGGGGCUCUCCUUCCCAGCAGUCUGCGAGCUGUGCUACGUGAAGCUGAAGCUGUUGCUUAUCGCCAUCGAGAACAAGUCGGAGCAGGGAGAGAGCAGCAUCCUCAUCAACCCGGGGAACCACGUAAAGAUGCAGGAAGGAACUCUGGGGUUCUUCAUCGCCAGUGAUGCCAAAGAAGUAAAGAGAGCAUUUUUCUACUGCAAAGCUUGUCACGAUGACAUCACAGACCCCAAACGGAUCAAAAAGUGUGGCUGCAAACGACUGAUUUACUUAAAGGAUGAAGUUAGAUCGUCUUUACAAAACCCAUCAAUUAAAAUCUCCAACUGCACCACGCCCUCCUCCUGCAUCACGUCUAACGCCAUUCACCCCCAAGCACCGCCUCGCCCCUCCCGCCACAAGGACCCCCUGGCCACCCGGGACACGGACCCCGCCGUACUCCUCGUUAAUAACCGUAAAGGAAGCCUGCUUCCUCCGAGGGUGGGGCUGGGUCUUGGGCCCCACGGGGGGCUCCGCUUCAGUAUCUCCGGCCCCAGCAGGGGGGACGGGAUGGGCCGGGCCCUGGCCGAACAGAGCAGGCUGAACCGGGCCCGGAGCCUGCCGGUGAAAUACCGCUACCACCCCAGUAACGCAGCGCUGCACGACCACAGCAGCAGUAGGGCCUUUGAAGACGAGCACCCGUCAACUCUGUCGCCCAAAAAAAAGCAGCGGAACGGAGGCAUGCGAAACUCACCCAACAACUCCCCCAACAUGAUGAGCAGGCAUGACCCUCUACUAAUCCCUGGGAACGAGCAGAUGGAGAACAUGGACAUGAACUUGAAGCAGUAUGACUCCACAGGAAUGUUCCACUGGUGUCCGUCUAAAGAGAUCGAGAAGGUCAUCCUGACCCGGAGUGAGGCAUCCAUGACGGUGUUGAGCGGCCAUGUGGUGGUCUGUAUAUUUGGAGAUGUCACGUCCGCUCUAGUGGGGCUGCGAAACUUGGUGAUGCCUUUGAGAGCCAGCAACUUCCAUUAUCACGAGCUGAAGCCCAUAGUGUUUGUGGGCUCGCUGGAGUACCUGAGGAGAGAGUGGGAAACUCUACACAACUUCCCCAAGGUCUCCAUACUACCUGGUACGCCAUUAAGCCGUGCAGAUUUAAGGGCUGUCAACAUCAACCUCUGCGACAUGUGCGUGAUACUGUCGGCCAAUCAGAACAAUAUCGACGACGCCUCGCUGCAGGAUAAGGAAUGCAUUCUGGCGUCGCUCAACAUAAAGUCUAUGCAGUUUGACGACAGCAUCGGGCUCUUGCAGGCUAACUCCCAAGGUUUCACGCCUCCUGGAAUGGACCGGUCCUCUCCAGACAGCAGUCCAGUACAUGGUUUAGCACGCCAGGCCUCCGUCACCACCGGCGCCAACAUCCCCAUCAUCACUGAACUCGCUAAACCUGGCAAAAUACUGCCUUUGGUUUCAUUCAGUCAGGAAAAAAAACUUGGAAUCAACAUACAAAUGAUAACUGAGCUGGUGAACGACUCCAACGUUCAGUUCUUGGACCAAGAUGAUGACGACGACCCGGACACAGAGCUGUACCUGACGCAGCCCUUCGCCUGUGGAACCGCCUUCGCUGUCAGCGUGCUGGACUCUCUCAUGAGUGCAACAUACUUCAACGAUAAUAUCCUCACCCUGAUCCGGACGCUGGUGACUGGGGGAGCCACCCCAGAGCUAGAGGCUCUACUGGCUGAGGAGAACGCCCUGCAAGGGGGCUACAGCACGCCACAGACACUGGCCAACCGAGACAGGUGUCGUGUUGCCCAACUGGCCCUGUACGAUGGGCCCUUUGCUGACUUGGGGGAUGGUGGUUGCUAUGGAGAUUUGUUCUGUAAAGCAUUGAAGACAUACAACAUGUUGUGCUUCGGAAUCUACAGAUUGAGAGACGCUCACCUUGCCACACCUAGCCAGUGUACCAAACGGUAUGUGAUUACCAACCCUCCGUAUGAGUUUGAGUUGGUCCCCACAGACCUGAUCUUCUGUCUGAUGCAGUUUGACCACAACGCGGGCCAGUCUCGGACCAGCCUUUCCCACAGCUCCCACUCCUCCCAUUCCUCCAGCAAAAAGAGCUCGUCCGUCCACUCCAUCCCCACCACCAACCGCCAGAACCGCAGCAGCAAGGCUCGGGAGGCUGGCCACAAACAGAAUGCAACAAGGAUGAAUAGAAUGAGCCAAGAAAGGAAAUGGUUUACAGAUGAACCAGACAAUGCCUACCCACGGAACAUUCAGAUCAAGCCCAUGAGCACUCACAUGGCCAACCAAGUCAACCAAUACAAAUCCACUAGCAGUCUGAUACCACCAAUCAGAGAAGUUGAAGAUGAAUGCUGAAAACCAGGCCCGCUUGAUGACUCGUGAGAAAGGAGAUAAGAGAUGGCGAACAGGGAUGAUGAUGAUUAAUUGGUCCCCACUCAUUCUACAGAUCAAGGGUUUGACAUAAACACCACAACUGGAAGGGGCCUCCUAUGUGUAUACCUGUAAUGUUUUUGAAAUUAUUUGAAGAGUUGAAGAGAGAAGAUUAAGUACUUCCUGUAAUUAUUUGCAAUCGUUCAUCACCUCUUCGUGUGACCAGACUCCAUGGCUACUGUAUUUUGAGGUUACUACUUGUUGUUGGAGGAUGAGGGUCACGGCAGUUUGCUCAUCGUUCACCACAUCUCCCAAAAACGCCAUUGGGGCUGACCACUCAUACACCGUGUCUGUUUCUGUUCUAUUUGCACUAAAACUGAUCACGUUAUUUUGCAACACAACGAUGGGAAACAUUGACAUCUCCCCAAAACAACACCCAUCACAGAAAUGUGAACUUUUUGGUUGUCGAUUCACUUUGUCAUUUGAAGAGGUGUACAGAUCCAUUACAUCACUGCUUAGGGUAUGCUACUGUAUGUCAACAUGCUGUUGAGUAAUCAUCUGAAUGAAUGCAUUCGAGUCCUGUAGAUCAUAUUGUAAAUCAGUUGUCUUGAGACUCAGAGUACUGUAAGAGAUAGUUCUGGGAUAAGCUGGUUGACCGUAUAUGGCUACAUUGUACCUACAUCUGUUCUGGGGACAUCACAAUGGCUAUGGAUCAUAAUGAUGUCUUUGACCGUGUUUCAAGCUCCUAUCAUCGCAUGGUGCCUGAGCCCUUUUAUAACAAUACAGCGCAGAUGAUCAACUUAACCUGAAAACAUGAAAGGGGAUGAAGGACAACCUUGUCCUAUCCCUUAUGUGUAAACAUGAAAGGGGACGAAGGACAACCUUGUCCUAUCCCUUAUGUGUAAACAUGAAAGGGGACGAAGGACAACCUUGUCCUAUCCCUUAUGUGUAAACAUGAAAGGGGACGAAGGACAACCUUGGCCUAUCCCUUAUGUGUAAACAUGAAAGGGGUGAAUGGACAACUUUGUCUCGUCCCUUGUGAACACGUUAAUUGAGUGAAAGGACAGCCUUGUACACAUCUUGCAUAUGGCAUGUGUGUACUGUACGUGCAGCAAUGUGUCCCCUCAACAAAAACAUUGGUGGAACAUCUGAGUUAGUGUUAGUGUCGUCAUCUCUCCAUCAGUGUGUAUGUGAUGGUGGUUCAGCCUCUGAGGGAGCAGCAUGUGGGAUCAAGGCUUCAAACAUGAAUGACGUAUAGGAACUAGCUCUGUCUGGGGGUUGCCAAUCAACUAAUGAACUAAGCAAACACUUUUCUUUGCUCACCAUCAUGCCCAAUCACAUCACCAAUAAUACACCAUCUAUGAUUGAGCUUAAUAAAUGUGAACAAACAUUAGCUGUGUGCCCUAAAAAUGUAAGGGAAGCAUUUAAGCUGAAACCUAUUUAAUAACAAAAGAAUAAGCAUAUAAUUUCAAUAUUUUUUUGUCUGUUGAGAAAUUUGGAGAAACAAUGCCACAUAUUGCGUAAAAUGGGCAUCAGUGGGUCCUCCUUUGACCAGCUCCACCACUGCCUGGCACAGGGUUGGUAACAGAGGCAGCAAAGAGCUUGGGUGUUCUCCGCUGCCAAUCCUGAUGUCAUCAUGACACCUCUAAACACUGUUGGUAAACAUUAAGGGAAAAGCUCAAUCACUGAUGACGAUGAAGAACGCUGGAGAAUACUGCCUGUGUUCUUCAUGUCAUUCUGGUCAAGGCACAAGACAGUGCGUGUUAAAAAUGGACCGUUUCUAUUUUGUUUUUGAUCCAGAGCAACCCAGACAGAGCUGCAGCCUUGGGGAGGAGAGGGUAUGGUGCCACAGAUGAACCAACUCAAUUCUUAACCUAGAUACUUUAUCCAUACAAAUAUGAUUAUUUUAUAUUCAUAUGAUCAUAAUCAUGUUGUACUUAUUUUUACACAUGACGUAGUGAGAAACACUUUGUGAAAGCAAUCCAUUAUUAUUAUUAGGCCUAUAAUUACAGAUUAUUUUAUUUCUAAAUUAAUCACUGUAUUUAACAUAAUCAUACCAAAAUUAUUCAUAUAAAUUCUGAAAUGCUUAUAAUUAGAAAUGCAUCAUUGAGGAAGAGUAGAAGUCCCCUCUCUUAUCCCUGAUAAAGUAUAGUAAUUAAGGGCGCUAUUCAAUCCAUAUUGCAGAAGUUCAACAUUACAGUUUGAUUGAAAUGUAAAGGCAAUGUUUAGCAGAGACUGCAUUCACGAUAAACGCUGCAUAUGUCCAGUGGUGGAACAAGUACUUAUUUUCAUACUUGAGUGAAAUUAAAGAUACCUUAAUAGAAAAUUACUCAAGUAAAAGUGAGUCACCCAGUGAAAUACUACUGUAGUAGUACUUCAAAGUAUUUGUCCUUAAGUACUUUACACCACUACAUAUGUCGGCUCAAUCGGAAAUUACAUUUACAGUUCUAUCGCACAAUCUGUAACGCUUCAGUGAUACAGAUUGACUAGAGCCCUAAGUCAAUAUUGUAUAACAGAUAACAUAAAUCUAAUGAGAGUCCUAAGUCAAUAUUGUAGAAGAGAUAACAUAAAUCAUGUGAGAGCCCUAAGUCAAUAUUGUUGAAAAUAUAUCAUAAAUCUUGUGAGAGCCCUAAGUCAAUAUUGUAUAAGAGAUAACAUAAAUCUAAUGAGAGCCCUAAGUCAAUAGUGUAUAGGAGAUAACAUAAAUCUAAUGAGAGCCCUAAGUCAAUAUUGUAUAAGAGAUAACAUAAAUCUAAUGAGAGCCCUAAGUCAAUAUUGUAUAAGAGAUAACAUAAAUCUAAUGAGAGCCCUAAGUCAAUAGUGUAUAGGAGAUAACAUAAAUCUAAUGAGAGCCCUAAGUCAAUAUUGUAUCGGAGAUAACAUAAAUCUAAUGAGAGCCCUAAGUCAAUAUUGUAUUGGAGAUAACAUAAAUCUAAUGAGAGCCCUAAGUCAAUAUUGUAUCGGAGAUAACAUAAAUCUAAUGAGAGCCCUAAGUCAAUAUUGUAUAAGAGAUAACAUAAAUCUAAUGAGAGCCCUAAAGUCAAUAUUGUAUAAGAGAUAACAUAAAUCUAAUGAGAGCCCUAAGUCAAUAUUGUAUCGGAGAUAACAUAAAUCUAAUGAGAGCCCUAAGUCAAUAUUGUAUCGGAGAUAACAUAAAUCUAACUCUGAGCUUCUGUAUCAACUGUUGAGUGCUCCUCAAAACGUAAAUGGGCUUAGUUGAAGGAUUUCUGUAGCUGUAUUGAUAAACUUUAUUGUACUGCUCAUUUUCAUCUCUAAGCAAAUACAAAUAUUGUUGUCUGAGACAAACAUAAAUGUGACGUAAACAAUCACUGGGUGUAAAUAAUACCCAGACAGUGAGCCAAUCGGAAAGGUGCAUGAAGCGCCGAUCUGGGGCAUUUAGGCAUUCGUUCUGUUCUGAGAGUAAAACUGGGUGACCUCUACUAUCAAUGAUUGACCUAAAUUAGGUCUCUUAGUAAGGAGAGAUACAUUGAAGUAUUGUUUUGUGGGUGUCUAAUGUCAUUCUUCAUGAAUGUGCGUUUCUAACUAUGUGACAGAUAGUUGGAACAUCAUCAGAUUGUUUGCAUUGAACAAAUAGCCAUGAUAUUAUAGACUAAGAUAAUGUCUUUCUAAAGACCUGUCAUUCUUGACAAAAAAAGGACAUAUAUUUGUGUCUCAAUAUGUUGUGUAUAUUCAGCCAUUAUAUAGAUUUUUGUGAAGCAAAAUGUCCUGAGCUUUCUGUCUGUCUAUUGGGUGUGGUGCGACUGCUCAUAAACAUUUUGUCCUGACGUGAACUUCUGAAGCUUUUCUGCUUACAUUGUUGUCACACUUUGUAGCAAGUAUAAUUAUUUUCAGAAAGUAUGUGAGUAAAAAUGUGUAUAUAAUUGGGUUGUUAAUAAUAUACUCGCUAGACUGAAAAACAAGGAAUUAAUAUUUGACACUGACAAUGACUUGACUUGACACAUACUAUUGACGAAGGACAAACUUAUUGUUUUGUCAUAAAUGGAAAAAAAUGUAAACUUGACUUGAGCAGGUUUAACAGGACCUGGUUAUAUGAACCAUCACAGAGGUGCAGACAUAAGCUGGUACCAGUUCAGCAAAGCUUAUCACAGUACAGAGAGAACAUACUUCAUUUGUUUUCUUGUUAAAAUAGUUUCUUUAUCAGGGUUUACAUUCCAUUUUGUCAGCUCUCGUCAUUUAUGUCACCAUAGUACUAUCCAUGGAUUGUUUGAAACUAAUUUGUGUUAUUUGUUUACAGUUUGAUUUUUGAUUUUUGAUUCAGAGGUACUUAAAUAAUUAUCACUGUACUCAGAAAUCAAAUGGUACAAAUCACAACCCAAACAGAUGCAUACUUACAGAAUAAUCUACCAGUGCAUUUCAUUACAUCUGAAUGUUUUUUUAUUUUCAAUACUUGUACCCACAAUUUGUGUGACUGUUUUGACUCAAACUGGAAAAUACACUGGAUUGAAACCUGUUCUUACAGUAAGAUUGAUCUCUUUUUGGCACAAAUACUCCACAAAUCUAUGGUACUGCUGUAUACCAUAUAAUAUGUUUGUACACGUCUUUGCAAUGUACGCCUCUAAAGUUAGUGUUUUGAAGUGCCAUGGAAAGUGUUGUUGAACAAGCAUCAUUCAGUCAUUCACUGGCUCACUAACUCAGAAUGAGUAGAGAUUGAGUUAGUUCUUCUCAGAAAGGGAAGUAAAUGUGUAUGUGAUUUAUACUGGCGUGGAGAACAUCCAAGCCAUCAAUGCCCCCAUGCCAGUAUAGUGCCAGGCAGUGCUGUCGGUCAAGAGGAGGGCCCAUUUCAAGACCCACUAUAGCGAAAAGUGGCAUUGAAAAGGAAGGAACAUGGGGCAGGGACAUGGGGCUCAUCAAAGUAUCAUACAUCUGUGUUGGUCGUACUGUCUGUAGCUGAAGGUACCUAUCUUGUUGUUAGGAGACUGCAGGGAGAGAUGUUAAACCAUGUUUGUUGUGUGGUAGGUCUGAAUGACUGAAGGAUGCACAGAGAGCACAGGCCAGGGUGUUUCAUGUGGCUCUGGAGUGUUUUAGUCCGCUUAAGAUGGUCAGGACUAUGAAACGUCACAUCACUGUUACAGUAUGUUACAUAUUUUUGUUUAUCUAUUUUGUUACUGUAAAGGAUGGAUAAAAUAACUUAUUUGCUGGAAAAUGUACUAGAUGUAAUAAAAUGUAUAAAACUAUGGGGGGAUUUAAGUCUUAACAACACAUUGAAAUUGCAGGUGGCAAUCUUUGUUGAUUUUUUUAGGAAAAAAAGAAACUUGCAGUAUUUUGUGGGGGGGGGGGCUGCCUGUCAGUUCGGGUGGAAUUCAGGACAUUGCUCUCACACGUCUCAUAUCUGAUUCUUUGGCACAUGGUCUACUUAGUUUGGAUAGAUACAUGGAGGAUUUGAUGGUGCUGGGUAGAUCUACCUGACUCUGUCAAAUAUAAUCCGCUGAUAAAUAUACUGUCUUGUACAAAAUGUUUGUACAUAAAUUGUACAUGGUUUCUUUUUGUAUUUUCUCAAAUUAAAAUGGAUGUAUUUGUGUUCUAAAACUGGAA